AUGAUGUACUCCAGCAUUGUUCUUGCGGCUCUCGCCCACAGCUCGGCUGUCUUGGCUGCUACUAUGCAGGUCUCGGUCGGCACGAACAACCAGUUCGUGUUCACUCCCGACACUAUGGUUGCCCAGCCUGGAGACAUGAUCGCCUUCAACUUCGUCAGCCAGAACCACUCCGUUGCCUCAUCAAAUGCGAACUCCCCUUGUACACCUGAGAAGAACGCCAUCUUCAGUGACUUCCAGCCCGUCGCUGCACCAGCUGGCGCCAACGCCAACGCUGCCGCCGCCGCCGGUGGCAACGGAAAGGCCAAAGGCAAGAAAACCAAGGGCAAGAACAACAAACGCCAGGCCGCCAACACCCCCAUGUUCAUGGUCCCGGUCACCGACAACCAGCCCAUGUACAUCUACUGCUCCCAGGCACAGCACUGCCAGCAAGGCAUGGUCAUGGUCGUCAACCCCCCUGCUGCGGGUAUGGGUGUCGCCCAGUACCGACAGCUCGCUGCUCAAGCAAAUCAGAACAAGAGCCCAAAGGGUGGAAUCUCCGGCGGACAGAUCGUGAACAAUGCUGCAGGCACAAACCCGCCUAAUGGUGUCCUCGGCGCCGCAGCAGCCACAGCGCAAACCAACGGAGGAAACGGCAAGGGCAAAGGCAAGGGCAAAGCAGCAGCAGCCAAGGGCAAGGGAAAGGGCAACUAA
Didymosphaeria variabile is the source of this 690-nucleotide messenger RNA. RefSeq lists its product as uncharacterized. Bases 1 to 690 code for a protein of 229 amino acids. The transcript is spliced from 2 exons. NCBI's taxonomy places the organism in Eukaryota, Fungi, Ascomycota, Dothideomycetes, Pleosporales, Didymosphaeriaceae. The record is from RefSeq and is a predicted model, not a curated record.